CGGUGACACUGGAUCGUUCGGGAGUUUCGUGCGCUCGGGGUGCGAGAUGAGGGUAUGAAUUUGCGAACAGCUAGACGGCACCGGACGCUAAUGCGAGAACGAGAAGUCCGGGCAAAGAGUCGAUACAGUGGUGGAAUAUCCGUGUUUAAGGACACGAAUGAGCAUGCGUACAAGGGAUAUGCUGCUGAUCCGACGGGCACUGUUCUCGUCGUGUGCCAGGAUAAUUUUGUUGGAGGGACGGUGAACCGAGCGGAAGCUGCGACUCAGAAGGAUCUUGCCUUUGCUUAAGCGUUUCUAGAUCAACGUUAUACCCU
Molecule: messenger RNA, 314 nt
Organism: Gloeophyllum trabeum ATCC 11539
Lineage: Eukaryota; Fungi; Basidiomycota; Agaricomycetes; Gloeophyllales; Gloeophyllaceae
Exons: 1
Coding region: 55-288 (77 amino acids)
Source: RefSeq, a predicted model, not a curated record